Molecule: messenger RNA, 1562 nt
Organism: Oreochromis niloticus (Nile tilapia)
Lineage: Eukaryota; Metazoa; Chordata; Actinopteri; Cichliformes; Cichlidae
Exons: 6
Coding region: 19-1041 (340 amino acids)
Biological process (GO): response to bacterium
Source: RefSeq, a predicted model, not a curated record
AAGCUUGAAGCAGUGAAAAUGAUGGUUUACAUUCUUAAUGUAUUCCAACUCUGGUCUCUGUGUGAAGCACUGUUAAGUGACAUCUCUCAGCCUGUUUCCUUUCAAGCAGUAAAACUAGGAGACAGAGUUAGCAUCACGUGUCACAUUCAACAUGAUGCACCAAGAAUGAGAGUGUGGUACAAACUGACCACUGGCAAAAGACUGCAGCUAGUGGCUUCAACAGAUACUCUGUAUAAUCUGACAAUAUUCAAAGAACCGUCUCAGCAUUUUUUAGUAAAAGCUGAAAGCUUCAAGAGUCAUCUGACCAUAUCCAAGACUAUACAGGAGGACACUGGUACGUACUACUGUGGAGUGUUAACACUAAAUAAGUGUGAAUUUGGACAAGGAACCUUUCUCCUGAUUAAAGGUACAAACCUGAUCAGUGACGCUGUCAUCCAUCAGUCAGAGUCCCAGACAGUGCAGUUAGCAGACUCUGUGACUCUCAGCUGUUCAGUUCACUCUGCUCAGUGUGCACCAGAACAUACUAGUAUCACAUGGAUGAAAAAUUCUGAGAAUUCUGCUCCAGAGAUGAUUUAUUCAUCAGGAAAUGAGAACACAUGUCAGAUGGCUGAAAGUGGAGAAAUGAUCUGCGUGUAUAACCUCUUCAUAUGGAACCUCACCUUGGACGAUGCUGGGACCUACUAUUGUGCUGUGACUUCAUGUGGACAUGCAAUGUUUGGAAAUGGGACCACAAUCAAAAUUCGCAAUGCUCGUGUCACCAAAUUACAUGAUAUCAGCCCUGCUUUUAUUGCAUUGAUGCUUUCAAAUAUUAUCCUUGGGAUAGCGACUCUUCUACUUGCAUGGGCACAUUGGAAGAAUCACAGAAAAGACCUGAAAAUACCAUCAGAAUCUGAUGGAUCUCCACAAGACAGCCAAAGUAGAUCUGGAGUCAUCUAUGCUUCAGUGUCUUCUGCUCCCAGAAUUUCCGCCUGCAGAUCUCCAGUGAAAAACAGUCAGGACACAGUGGUUUAUUCUGAUGUCAGGGUCUGCCAAAGAGACUGAAAGACCUGAAUCGAAAUAAACCAGGAAAAAAAAGGUUGGAUUUGUAUCACUGUGACUUGGAAAGCUUCUUACAGAAGCAUCAGCAAGAUCCUAUUUAACAUCAUGCUUGUAUCUGAAAAUAUAAGGUGCUACUGUACUUUGUUUAUGCAUUUACGAUGUAUAAUGAAUUUAGGUAUCAGUCUCAUUUCUAUAUGUUAUGUCGUCAUCAGUUUUUUGUUCGCUACAUAUAAAAAAAUAAUGGUAGUACUGUAGUGAUCUUAUCAUAGUCCAGGUCAAAACGUUAUGUGCCUGUUUCAAGCUCCACAUCCACUCUAUUCUUACAUAUCGGUGGUUUUCAGCAUGAUAUGCAAUACAAUGACAUCUCCCCCUCUUAGACAACGAGUAAAGAAAAGUAAGUUUUUGCUUAGAAACUUACUGAUUACUAAUUAACUAUUAGUGUUUGCAAAGGAUUCUCAGUCUUAAAAAUUUGGUUCUUUGCAUUAUUUUGCUAUGUGUGUGUAUGUGCAUGUGUGUGUGUGUGU